Molecule: messenger RNA, 1757 nt
Organism: Vigna umbellata (rice bean)
Lineage: Eukaryota; Viridiplantae; Streptophyta; Magnoliopsida; Fabales; Fabaceae
Product: E3 ubiquitin-protein ligase SIS3
Biological process (GO): sugar mediated signaling pathway
Molecular function (GO): ubiquitin-protein transferase activity
Source: RefSeq, a predicted model, not a curated record
UCGCUCACACAAACAAAAUAUAUAAUUUGCAUAAGUCAACUUGCCGUUGGCGGUGCGGUACCCUGUUUUGUUAGUUCAUCCUCUCACACAACCACACACUUCUAUUUAUUUAUUUUUUACUGUGUCAUUCUCUUUUUCCCAUCCUUCACUUCACUCUCAUCUUUUCCCUAACUUCACCUUCUUAUGCAUUCCGUUCUGAUUCCGAUUCCCACCCGCCUUCGAUUUAUGCAUUUUAACGCUGCUUAAGCACGAUUCUUCAGUACCACCCGUUUCUCUCUUCUAGGGUUUCCCUUUAUCAAUUCCCAUGGCUAUCAGAGGCGUGGACUUCAAGUGGUACGAUGGCUUUUUUUUGUCUAUGCUCGCCACCAGUGUAGUUAUUGUCGCAAUUAAUUGGAAGCGGUAUCAUUCUUGUGCCUAUCCGUUGCACAUAUGGAUUGUGGUCGACUACACUACUGUGUUUGUUUUCCGGCUCUUGAUGUUUGUUGAUAACGGGCUUGCUGCGGGAAUGGGUUUAGAUUUUGGGUGGCAGCAGAGAUAUGCUCGUUUCUGUGGAAGAGUAGUUGUCCUUUCAAUCCUUGUGUUGCUUCUCUAUCCAUUUCUGUGGGCUUGGACUGUAAUUGGUACCCUGUGGUUCAGCAGUGCAAAGAACUGUUUGCCUGAAGAUGGUCAAAAAUGGGGCUUUCUCAUCUGGUUACUUUUUAGUUACUGUGGACUCCUCUGCAUUGCUUGCAUGUCUCUGGGAAAGGUGUGGUUGACACGAAGACAAGCACAUCUACUGCGUGCUCAACAGGGUAUCCCUGUAUCUGAAUAUGGGGUUCUGGUUGACAUGAUCCGAGUGCCUGAUUGGGCAUUCGAAGCUGCUGGUCAAGAAACAAGGGGCAUGGUGCAAGAUGCUGCGGCAUAUCAUCCAGGACUUUACCUAACUCCAGCUCAGAGAGAAGCAGUUGAAGCUUUAAUUCAGGAACUCCCAAAGUUCAGGUUAAAGGCUGUUCCUACCGAUUGCAGUGAAUGUCCCAUCUGCUUAGAAGAGUUCUAUGUAGGGAAUGAGGUUCGAGGCUUGCCUUGUGCUCACAAUUUUCAUGUUGAAUGCAUUGAUGAGUGGCUUAGGCUGAAUGUGAAAUGUCCUCGGUGUCGUUGCUCAGUAUUUCCAAACCUUGAUCUUAGUGCACUAUCCAAUCUCCCAGCAGAGCCUGAGCGAUCUUCAGCAAGCGUUGUGACAACAACCAGUUAUGUGAGAGGCCAACCAUCUACUCAAAGUUACCGGUUAAGAUUGCAGGGUCUUCUGCGUCCUGUCCGUGCUGAAAUUGCUGGCCCUGUUGGUGACAUAGAUAAUUCUCUGGACAAUGUUGAGAACGGUUUUGUAUCAAUUGUGACUCACAAUACAUCAUCUGGAGACCACGUCUCUUCUGUCGAAUGCGUGCCUGUCACUGUAAGACUUUCCUCUGCACAAAGUUAGGUUUGCUUUUGAAUUCCUGUUAUAUUUCUAACCCGUUCUAGAGAAGGUGAAGAAUGCAUAUUCAAAUCCGGUCCGUGUUAAAAUGGUCCACAUUCUAACAAGAAAUUUCACGUUUGAUCCAUAAAGAAUUGGGUCAGCCUCGUGUCGGGGCGACAUGGAGUUGUAGGACAAAUCAAAAUAUACGAUUUUGCCUAACAUAGAUUAGAGCAGCAAAUGUGUAGUUUUCUUUCAUGUUUAGUAAUUUGUAAAGAAAAAAAGUAUAUUUUAAUGAUUUUGCUAACGUACAUUUUAUUGUUUUUAA